CUUCGACUCUGAUUUGGACCGAAACUUUCUCUCUCCGAUGCGCACCGUAGCCCCAACUCUUUAGAUAUACAUGACCGGUGGGCCACGUGUUCCACCCUGCACUGCUGGCCAGUGGACGGCGGGUCCCACGCGGCCUCCGGAGGUACGCGCGAGGUCCCCCAGUGGACGGUACGAAGAGGGCUUGCUAGAGGGCGGAGUGUACACUCGGGGGAGGGGGGAAGGGACGAAGGGAUCUGUGCGCCGUACAUCAUAAUGCUACAGAAUCAGAGAGAACGUUGGGGGCGCAUCAAGUCUACGAUAUCUGCGCGCGUCAGUAUUGGUGAGA
Messenger RNA from Schizophyllum commune H4-8, 325 nucleotides. RefSeq lists its product as uncharacterized. Bases 71 to 253 code for a protein of 60 amino acids. The transcript is spliced from 3 exons. Lineage: Eukaryota; Fungi; Basidiomycota; Agaricomycetes; Agaricales; Schizophyllaceae. The record is from RefSeq and is a predicted model, not a curated record.